GUCUGUGUGAGGGAGGGAGGGAGAGGGGACCGAGAUGACUCAGUCAGUCCUAGUCCAAGUGGGCCAAUGUGGCAAUCAAGUUGGCUGCAGAUUUUGGGACUUGGUUUUACGAGAGCAUGCAAAUGUAAAUAAGAAAGGCAUCUAUGAUGAAGCACUUGGUAACUUCUUUAGAAAUGUGGAUACAAGAUCUACUAAUGGAGAUGAUAUAAAUCUUCACAAAGGAAUAAUUCGAUCUCUUAAAGCUCGGGCAGUACUUGUUGACAUGGAAGAAGGUGUCGUUAAUGAAUUACUUCAGGGUCCAUUGAGGGAUGUUUUUGAUAGUAAACAACUUAUAACUGAUGUAUCUGGUUCUGGUAAUAAUUGGGCAGUUGGAAAUAAACAAUAUGGUUGCCUCUACCGUGAUCGUAUUCUAGAAGUAAUCCGAAAAACAGCUGAACACUGUGAUUGUUUGCAGUGUUUUUUUUUAAUUCACUCAAUGGGUGGAGGGACUGGUUCUGGUCUGGGUACCUUUGUGCUGAGCCUUUUAGAGGAUGAGUUUCCAGAAGUCUACAGAUUUGUUACGUCUAUUUACCCUUCUGCUGAUGAUGAUGUUAUCACUUCACCUUACAACAGUGUUCUUGCCAUGAAGGAACUGACUGAACAUGCAGAUUGUGUUUUACCUAUUGAGAACCAGUCCUUGAUUGACAUAGUCAACAAAAUCAAUCAGAUGGCCAAUUCUGGUAAAUCAGCAUCUGCAAUAAAACAUCAAAGUACAUUGAUUUCUGGUCAGUCUAAAGUCAAACAACAGGAAAAGCCAUUUGAUGCUAUGAAUAAUAUUGUAGCUAACUUGCUGCUCAAUUUGACUAGCUCUGCCAGGUUUGAAGGAUCUCUCAAUAUGGAUCUUAAUGAAAUCACCAUGAACCUGGUUCCAUUUCCACAGCUUCAUUACCUUGUUUCUAGUCUAACUCCUUUAUAUACCUUGGCUGAUGUAAAUAUCCCCACAAGAAGAUUGGAUCAGAUGUUCACCGAUGCUUUCAGUAAGGAUCACCAGUUGAUGUAUGCUGACCCAAAACGUAAUCUGUACCUUGCCUGUGCACUGAUGGUCCGAGGAAAUGUUCAGAUUUCUGAUCUUCGAAGAAACAUUGAGAGGCUGAAACCUUCUCUCCAGUUCAUCCCAUGGAAUCAGGAAGGUUGGAAGACAAGUCUGUGCUCAGUACCUCCUGUUGGUCACACUCACUCCUUAUUGGCACUAGCUAAUAAUACUUGUGUUAAGACUACCUUCAUGGAUCUAAAGGAUCGAUUUGUAAAACUUUAUAAGAAAAAGGCUCACAUUCAUCAUUACCUCCACGUGGAUGGAAUGGAACAAAGUUGCUUCACAGAAGCCAACAAUUCUUUGUCAUCCCUCAUAGAGGAAUACAACCAGUUGGAUGCUACUAAAGGACUACCAGUCACCAAAAUGUCUCGCCUUUCCAUUGCAUCAUAAAAUAUUAUCAUGAAAGGAACGGUGUUAAAUCCAUAUUACAAUACUAACUUCAGUUAUAAUUAUUUUCCAAAAAAUUGAAAUAAUCAGGUGCGCGCUUAUAAACAUAAAAGCACAUAAAAAGUUGUUGCUGAAAUCCAGAAAGGUCUUUACACCUGAUACAGAUCAAAUUCUACAAGACAUAAGAUGUAUUCUGGUCUAAGAUUCUGUAUGUGCAUUCUUCUAAAUAAUUAGUGUUUAUCUGAAUACUCUUAGAUUGGUGACUUGGUUGGCUAAUACAUCUAAGAACAAGUAGAUGGACCAACAAAGUUGCUGGGAUGCUUGAUAUGUUAUUUUCACCUGGAAAAUGGUUAAAGCAUUACACUCAUCAGUAAGUUAAGGUUGCAGAAAAGCCAACCUCCCUAUUUUGGACAGUUUGGCAAAGAUUUUGUUUGUAUACCUAUCUGAAGACCAGUAAUGAAUCCCCAUCAGUUUCAUGGGCUAGGCCCGAUGGAAUCAAGUGCCCCUCAGGUAAUUAAUUGGCCACUUUUAGGCCUCAGGUGAGUUUCCAAGCAGCAAUAGUUCUGUCUGUUGAGAGUUGCUGACCAAACAAAUGGCACCACAUCUACCCUGUGUCUAUUAUCAUCAUCAGACCCCAGGCCACUGAAGGGGUAGUGGGAGGUAAGAGAAGAAAUAGCUUUCAAUGGCCACUCACUGUUCGCUGCUAGGUUCCUUGUUCAGCCAAGGGGUGACUGCUCCAGGGAAUUGUGUGGUUGGUUUCUAGCAAACCUGAGAGGUUUUCCUGAACAGCCUUCCAAGGUUGUGAAAGACCAUGCAAAUUCCAUUUAAUCCCCGAGCUACCACUAAAUUGCAGUGGAAUCAGAGAUGUAAUUUGGAUCAUAAAUGAGCUUCUUUGCUGCCUUCCUGAUUAGACAUAUCAAUGUUGUGUCAGUCCCUUCUGUCAUCUGAAUUAAUCAAGGGACGUUUUCCUGCUGCUGUGGAGCUGACAUUGAUUUGUUUUAUUGUUAUCAUGUGUACUGAGAUAGUGAAAAGUGUUGUUUUGUAUGCUGUACCAUACGAAGUGCAUUAAGGCAGCAAAACGGAUUGCAAAAUAGAAUGUUACAGCCACAGAGAAGGUGCAGUGAGAGAUUGAAAUGAAUAUUUGAGCAGUCUAUUCAAAAGUCUGACAACAGUGGGGAAGAAGCUGCUGUUGAAUCUGUUCAUACGUGUAUUUGAACUUUUAUAUCUUCUGCCUGAUGGAAGAGGAUUGAAGACAAUAUUACUGAGGUGGAAGGGGGUUUUAUGUUGGUUGCUUUCUUGCAGCAGUGGGAUGGAGUCAGUGGAUGGAAGGCUGGUUUGCAUGGUGGACUGGGCAAUUUGGUAGGUUGGUGUUGAUGUGAACCAUGACUGACCUGUCAAAGCAUUUCAUAAUUAUCAAGGUCAGAGCCAGGCAGUAGUCAUUGAGGUAUGCUGCAUGAUUUUUAACUGGGAUGAUGGUCAGGUGGGGACUUCAUAGUAAGGAGGGAUUGAAGAUGUCUGUGAAUACUCUUGCCAGCUUUUCCAUACAGGAUCUGAAUGCACGGCCAAGAUCUCUAUCCAGGCCAGUUGCUUUCAAAGGGUUCACUCUCAAGAAGGCUAAUCUGACAUCUGGGGUGGGGACAGGUGCAUCUGAGACUGUUGGGAGAGGUGGCACCAUUGCAUGCAACCCUAAUUAAAUGGACCCAAUACCAUGGUUCCUACUGCUACAAGCUGCAUAAAAUUCAGUUCUGUGACGUUGGAAAUUGAAAAUAUUUUAGAUAAAAUAUUUGGCAAAAAUCUACCGUAGGAUUAUGAUUCGCAGCUAUUUGCUCCCAUUAACAAAUGGGUAAGAUACUGACAUAUUAGUGAUCUGCAAAGAAUUAAAAUGGCACUGCAACAGUUGUUGAAUUGAUUGAAUUCCCGUAAUUAAAAUCCUUUUCUUAGUUCUAUGAAAUUGGAGCUGGCAAAUAAACCAUACAGAUUCUUUUUCUGGAUUCUAUAAAUAAUCAAUUUAGAUUGCAUUCUUGCUUAUAUUAAUGAAUGUUAAUUGUUUCUAUAAAUUAUCUGUACAAAAAUCUUUCUAUGAAUGAAAUGCCAAGGGUACCUAACGAUUGCACAAAUAUUACACGUUAAUAGAGUAUUAAUAUUUAAAAGAUGGAUAUAUAGUGUGUUUUUGCAUUUAAACUAAUAUGCCUGCAAGUUCCAUGCUGUUUAUAUAUAUUUAUCAAAUAAUGUUUGACUUCUCUAGUAUUGAUAGUUCUAUUAAAAUUAUUUUGAUGUAAUUAUUUCACCAUUAUUUGGCUCAUACAUGAUAUGCACUUACUACUUUGAACAUGCAUUUGGAAAAAGUGUAUUUUUUGUAUAAUGCAAGUUCCAAAUCCCACUACUUUUUUGAGAAACACAAUAUGAGCAAGUAGUUACUAACUCCACCAGUGAGUGAUGUUACAGAAAAUUUAAAAUGUUCAUUUUGCAUACACAACAACAAACCAUUAAGUAUAAGUUCCAAAUGCAGAAAAUAUCAUUGUUUGAUCUGCUUUCAAUCUAAAAGGUUUAAUUGCUGGAGUUUUUUUUUGCAUCUCUUUCAACUGAAACCUGCAGCUUUUAAUUCCAUUCCAACUGAGUCUACUGAUUUGUGCUGCAAUUGAGAUAGGAGGAAUGCACUGUCAUUCUAGUCUCUACUCCAUGGGUCACAACAAAAAGUGAAAAUAUUAUACCCAAAUCUUGACACUGUUGAUAUGUACUUUCUCUAUAAGGGACUUAUAAUGAAAAGGUCCAUCCGCAUUUCUUUAUUGAACACAAUUAUAAUAAAAUUAUAACUCAAAGCACUGUUCAGUGAAGAUGCAGAAUUGGUUAAUAUAUAAUUUGUUACGAUAAUAUAAAUGUUUACUGUCCUAAUAGUCCAAAACAAACAAACAUGCACAUCAGAUAAAGGGAAAGAAUAG
Stegostoma tigrinum is the source of this 4398-nucleotide messenger RNA. It is a transcript of the gene tube1, whose product is annotated as tubulin, epsilon 1. Gene Ontology annotation, molecular function: GTP binding; structural constituent of cytoskeleton. Gene Ontology annotation, cellular component: microtubule; cytoplasm. Lineage: Eukaryota; Metazoa; Chordata; Chondrichthyes; Orectolobiformes; Stegostomatidae. Gene Ontology annotation, biological process: mitotic cell cycle; microtubule cytoskeleton organization. The record is from RefSeq and is a predicted model, not a curated record. The coding region runs from base 35 to 1462 and encodes 475 amino acids. The transcript has 12 exons.